AUGGGAUUCAAAUCACCCUCUCACAACGAUGACACCUUUAACACACGGUUCAAACCAUAUGCCAGAGCAUCACCACGCGCCAUCAGGCCAUUGGCGGCGCGUGAUAUCGAAGACCUUGAAUUGGGCAUCGAAUUAUCCUUGAGAUCUUAUGACUUUGAGCUUGAGCGUCGUGACAAUGUUGAGCCGAACAAUUACCUAUACAUCGUGCUAACUGAAAGAUAUCAGGAGACACGAAUGGGUUCAGCUAUGGAGCUCGACCAACCCAUCACUUUUAGUGGGACAUAUGGAUGUCUGGACACCAUUAUGGCGGAUGACGAGACCGGACCCCUCGCUGUUGUCCCGUCUGGAAGCCAGGCGCACAUUCAGAGCGGGGAGAAUCACUCUGCUAAAAGGGAGAGACUUGUCCGUGGCCUGCAGAAAACUGCGGAUAAGUACUUGCUACGUCAUUUUAAAGCAAAUGACCUACACACCGAAGAGCUACAUGAGCACAUAAACAUAGCACUCCGAGCCGCCAUGCUGGGGGCCGAUGUUGACAACAUGGUGCCGUGCCCAAAGACCGCACAUCACACUAAGUCCAAGGAGGGCGAGCCAGCAAUAAUUCAGACGACAGACGAAUAUAUCAUACCUCCCACAAUAGCAUGA
This is a messenger RNA of Suillus plorans, 642 nucleotides long. RefSeq lists its product as uncharacterized. The transcript is spliced from 3 exons. The record is from RefSeq and is a predicted model, not a curated record. Bases 1 to 642 code for a protein of 213 amino acids. Lineage: Eukaryota; Fungi; Basidiomycota; Agaricomycetes; Boletales; Suillaceae.